AUGGGACAAAGGCUGGCACCCACUCUCGCCAUUGUUUUCAUGGCCAAGAUCGAAAAGCCUAUAAUAGACCGAAAACCACUGCUGUAUUAUCGUUACAUAGACGAUUGUUGCGUCGUCUGCUCAACACAAGCAGAACUAGACACGUGCUUCAAUCUUCUCAAUCAGCAGUGUUCGCACAUUAAGUUCACAAAGGAGAGACCUAUGGACAACUGGUUGGCUUUCUUGAAUGUGCACAUUUACUUGCAGAAUGGAGUAUGUAAGACUAAGUGGUACCGAAAACCCAGUAGCAAAAAUAUCUUAAUCCACUAUCUUUCAGCGCAUCCCAGCAAAAUGAAAAAAUCUGUCAUAGGUAACAUGUACAGCACGACUGCAAGAGUCUCGUCGAGUAGCCAGGAAAAAACAUGGUUUGUAAAUCUGGCCCAUAAAGUAGCAGUAUCCAAUGGGUACCCAGCUGGAGAUGAUGCUACCCGGCAAGCACGACAUCCCUCUCGAAGAUCCAACGUAGUGGAUAGCCCAGAAAAGAUCCCUUUGUGUUUACCUUAUAUAUCUGAUGAUAUGAGCAGAGCGGUACGGGGCUGUCUACAAAAAGCGUUUCUAGAGAAUGACGUGAGAUUUGUGGAAAUACCUCCAGCAAACCUCAAGGGUCAACUGGUACGUAAUCGUGCAUAUGAUCGGCUCUGCACAACUCCCAACUGCGUGGUUUGCUCGUAUUGCAGAGAGGGUGAUUGCAUGGUAUGA
Necator americanus (New World hookworm) is the source of this 738-nucleotide messenger RNA. RefSeq lists its product as uncharacterized. The transcript has a single exon. NCBI's taxonomy places the organism in Eukaryota, Metazoa, Nematoda, Chromadorea, Rhabditida, Ancylostomatidae. The record is from RefSeq and is a predicted model, not a curated record. Bases 1 to 738 code for a protein of 245 amino acids.